AUGCUGGACUUUCAAGAUCGCUUGUUUGAAAAACUGGGAAAACUCAAAUACCUGUAUGUUACGCGUACACAUGAAGUAAUACAAUGAUUCAGAAUAUUACGAGACAUGCCAGGGGCAGUUUAUCGGCUAGCGCCCUGGACCUUAAAUGGAGAGGUCUGGGUUCGAGACAUUUUGCCCUCACAGUGCUUCCACCCAGGGUACCAAUGAACUAUCAGAGAAGCCUGAUGAAAAAGCUUGAGGGCAAACUGUUACUUCCACAUAAAGCAGGAAAAAUUCCAGCACCUUGGAUAACCCUUCUAGAUCCCUUUUUAGGCUUGUACUAUUUCGUGUUGCAAGAUAACUGUAUCAAACAUCAAGUUUGUUUCACAGUUUGGAAAUUUUUCCUAAGCAUCGAGCGCUCUUAUUGGUUACCUUGGGGUCGUAGUGUGCCGCAACACUCUUGGAAAUGUAAUAUCCCGACAGGCGUAAAAAUCCACUGGACUAAAAGUAAAAUCAGCUAAACCCAUUUUUAUAUCAGAAAAAAAGGUGCAAUUUAUUGUUAAUUCUUGCAGAGAUCUUUCAUACAAUCGUGUCAGUUACCUAGAUGACGACCUGUUCAGUGAUAAGUUAACAAGCCUUGAAUUUCUGUGAGUAAAAAUACAACAGAUAUUCAUAUCUUCCUUGAUCAGCCAUUUAAAAGGUCAGGAGGAGGGGGGGUUAUUCCUACUUCAAGUAUCAAGAUCCGAUUUUUCUUCCCGAAGCCUCCCGAAAACUACUCAACGAACACAACCCGCUUUCCUUUUAACAAUAUUUCUUACUAGAAGAGAAUCAAAAAUCUCAUGAACGUUAAUGUGACAAAAUACUUCAAAAUUAUAGAUUCCUGCAGCAUAACGAUCUGCAAGCAAUAACAGGAAACACUUUUACGGAUGUCCCCACUUUAAGAUACCUGUGAGUUGAUACAUUAAGGUAGAUCUGCAAGUCACAGAAAAUGUCCUAAAACUUUGUACCGUUGCUACUUUGAUUCAAGCCAAUAUAAUUAAGCGAAGUUUAUGACAAAAAUUCUAAAAUGCGCACACUUUCACUUUAAAGCUGAAUGUGCACUUAAUAACUGAUCAAAUUCCUGCAUUCAGCUGCAGAUGACAUAUCAAAUAUGUGCAUGGUCCGCGAUUGAAUUAUUGUCCAAAAGACAGACGAGAAACAAACCAAAAGAGGGUAACUGGGGAAUUUAAAAACAAUCUCUGGUCAGAACAGGGCGUUAGUACUUCCGAUGAGCCAGAAAGUUUCAAUAUUUCGACCCGACAUUAAGAAUGUACGUAUAAUUCAGGGACAAACAGAAUAAUGAAGUGCUUAGGUAAAAAUUUUCAAUUUACGAAUUCACCAAACGCUCGUGCGCUUCUUUACUUCCAAUCCUAGUCUGCUGAGUAACAACAAUAUAACUGUGAUUCCUGAAGGAGCCUUCAAGAGGAAUCUUAAACUCGAGAUGUUGUGAGUUUCUUACUCUACUUACAAAGUUGAUUUAAAAUGGUGUUCUAGAACAGAUUGUACUCGAAGUUUUUCUGGAUUAAGUUGGAACUUUCCUUCUUCAGAGGAACGUUUCUAGAACUUUCCCAGCAAUUGACAACUUCAUUUGUGUAUUGGCGUUUCUGCUGCAUAAGCCAGAGAGGCCUGUUAGAAUUAUGACCUCUUUAUGCGACAAAAUGGCAUAAACAGAAUGGAUUUAGAUUGACAAACCAGCCGUCUAAGUUAUAGUCGAAAAAAUUGUUUAUUUCGUCAUGUUUCUGUUGUGAAUUAUUUUCCUCAGAGUGUUGAAUGAUAAUGAAAUUGAAAAACUCGAGAGACACGCCUUUGGUUUUGACGAGAAUGAGCAGACGCCCGAUGGAGUCAUCAUGUGAGUGAGCUUCCCCGCGGGGAGACAUAAGUUAUCUAAAGAGUAUGUUUUAUAUUAACUUGCCGCCCCUCAGGAGAAUAAAUACGUUAUUUUGCCUACAUUAUUGGCGCAUGCAGUCCUGGAGGAAAAAACGGGGGGUUACAUUCGCCUGCCCCAUGGGGGUGUGCUGCUCCUGAUGGCGACUCACGGGUUAUACAUGCAUGCUAUAAAGGGAUGUGCUACCCCCGAGAGGAAUGCGUGAGUUACACCUGUACGUAUACAUACUUUAUAUACAGCCCUUAAUGGGAACACUUGCCUGUCCCUAGGGAAAUACAGCCCCCGAGGGAGAUUCAUGGAUUAUACUUUUAUGCUAGGUAGGAAUAAGUAGCCCCCAAAAAGGAUAUAUGAGUUGUCUUUUCAUGCUUCAUAGAGAUGAGCAGCACUCGAGGAGGGAUACAGGGUUAAUGUUCGCCUACUCGAUAGGUAUGUGCAGCUCCCGAGAGGGAUAUAUGGGUUACAUUAUCCGGCUAGAUAGGGAUGAGCAGUCUCCAAAGAGGAUACAGUACUUUCAAAUGGGUAGAAUUUUUUUAUCAUGGCAGGAAAAAAACACUUCUAGUUUUACAGUAAUAAAGAAAACGUGCUUGCAACGACGCAACUUGAUUGUAAGACUAAAGAGUAAAACCAGCAAAACGGACAGUAUUUUUCUUGACCUCUUUCUUCAGAUACAUGAUCCGGACAAAUGUACCAGAAAUGAAUCUCGAAUCCUUUUAUGGCAUCGGAUCUGACGAUUUUCAUGAACUGUAAUUUUCAGUUAAAUGUUUUAAGUAAUUCCAAAAUUUACUGGGUUGCUUAAUCACGCCGUAAUAUGAUCACUUUAGAAAUCUGUACCCUCUCUUCCAAUCAGAGGAAACUAUAUAACAAAUCGCGACCAGGAGAGUUUUUUUCUGCGCGUUAAAACCGGGCAGACUCUUGAAAACUUCCUCUGAUCUUUCCGCUGUUUGUCUUGAUUGGCGAUAGUCAUUAAUUUUGUUCUGGAUUUAUCGCACUCAAUUGAAAUUAAAAUUAGGGUUUGCAAAUGUAACUGAUUCAGCUAAAAAGUAAGUUACUGAACGAUAGAUCAAAGUUUCCCGCGAUAGCUUUACAUUUUUGAAAUGUUGAACUGAACACGAUUUAAGCAUUGUUAAGAAUACAGCCCGUGUGGGCACAGGCCUCCACCUCGAAAUUAUGUUGUUGUCAAAACCUUAGUAUUUCGCAAUUCCGUUUUAUGCAACGUUUUAUUUCUUUACAGGACAAUGAAUGACGAGCUCAUUGGAAUUGUAAGGUUCUACACGAAAAAGGAAAAAACUCUUUGCAGAAUUUAUCUGUCAGUACACAAAAAAAUUCCUUCGUUUUCCCUGAAAACCACGUGAUCCCCAACAUUCUCCAACGCCCUCCCCCAGAUAAAUAUUGACUUGUCUCUGACGAAUCAACAAACCAGGUGCUGAAAAUAACAACAAGUAAACGUUCAACCUCUUUGCCGGACGAAGACUAGAAGUAUCGCAAUUGAAACGUCGCCAUUAAUACACGAUUGAUUAGCCUGACUCUUGCAUCGUGAAACAAACGAUUACACAUUCCUUUAUCUAUAAACAGCAAUAUUUUCUAUAACAAAGCAGGUUUCUUUGUAGGAAUCCUAAUGCAUCGAACGUGGAAAUGGUCAGCGUAUCAGGGAAGAUUUAUGAAAGAGCGAGACUGGAUCUUUUGAUCAGUUUCAUGAACCUGGGUUUUGAACAAGUGGAGCAUUAUUAUGAUGCAGAGAAUAUGACCCAUCACUAUAAACUGCUUCCCUGCCCAGAGGGGACUUAUUCACUUAAAGGCAAAGGAUGCAAAAAGUGUCCACCAGGUAGUUUAUUGCCCCUACGUUGUAACAAUUGAUAAAGUAGACUAGUGUAUUCUAAAACAGAGGAUAGCGUUAAAGGCACGCUCUGAUUGGCUACUAAACUCUGAAUAUUCUUUGCUAUUUACCUCCACGCCACUCGCGCGGGAUUUGCGCCCGAAAAUAUUGUAAUUGUUGCAGGAAUAAAUCAUCUCGCUGUUUUAGUCUAUACUUAAAAAAAACAUGCACCUCCACUUCGGCGAAUACCUGUUAAAUAUUUUGAUAUCAUGAAAAUUAAAUUUAAAACUGUUAUCUCCUUUAAUUUACUCUGGAUAUUUAAUCCACUGCCCUCAAGAGUUUAUCUGACUUCAUCUGAACUAAGCCUAAAUGGAGGCAUCGACCUUGUACAUUUUUACAAGCUUCUUAUUACUCCUACGGAGCAGAGAAUCAGGAGAAAUAAGUCUGUAUGACUACUUUUUACGGCUUUCUUUCGUAGGGGGUUUUCUUUCCGACAGUGCUGGCUAUGUUGCGGACCAGUGUCUUACCUGUCCACGUGGCGCGUACGUGAAAUUGGACAUCUAUCCAGGAACGCGCUAUAAACAUUGUAGGGCAUGUCCUCGAGGUUAGUAAUUCAAAACUCAACAAUUGUUCAGCAGGGGUUAUCUAGCUUAGAGAAGGAAUACCCAUUAGUACAGGCCUUGCUACAUAUGUUGAAAUCCCUCUAAACAUAAUUUUAGACCAAGCAGAGUUUUUCCUACUUCUACAAUAUUGGGCUUCCUGAAUUCCAGUUCAAGCUUGGAUCUCUACACAUGAAUCACUCCAUGGAUGCACCACUGCUAAGAAAUCCUUACUUACCUACUUCUCUUACUCCAACAGGAACAAAUACAGAUUCAAUGGCCGGAAAGAUCGCUUGCCAUUGCUUGGAUGGAUUCCAUCGGACCGAUAUUUUUGGCAAAUGUAUAGAGUGCGAGAGAGGUGGUAAACACGAGGGCCUGGAAUGUAAGACUGACUUUUUGAAUCUGAAACCUGGUUAUUGGUGGGAAUGGCAGAACGAAACACACAGGGAACGAUACAGAAAUUUCUCCACAAAUCUCAUAAAUCCUCAAGAAUCCUUCGAUAACUCGUUCAGGGAUUUCAACUAUCCUAUGCCGAAGGCAACCAAAUGUCCAAGGGAGGAGUCUUGUCAAGGGGGGGUGAAUGCCAUUGACAAUCCUUGCAAGCCUGGUUAUGAGGGUCCCGUCUGUGGCAUUUGUCAGUUUGGAUACUACAAACAGUUGCAGGUUUGCAGCAAAUGCCCAACUAAGAAGUCAAUGGCAAUACAGUUAGGAAUGUUGGUCGGAUUCUUUCUGUUCAUUGUGGCCAUUUUGGUUUGGUACAGCAGGAAGAAGACGAAAAAAGCUCGAGGACGCCCUUUGAUUGACAUCAUCUUCGCCAGACUUAAAAUCAUAAUCGGAUUUUACCAGGUUACCUAUGGUUUACUCGAAGCUUUCUCGUUCGUCAAAUGGCCAAAUGUCCUUGACGAUAUCGCCCAGUAUUCAGAAUUACUACAGCUGAAUUUUCUGCAGAUUGCUCCUCUCCAUUGUCUGUUCUCGAGUCUCCAGGUGGACGCAUUUGGUAGUCUGUACGCUAGCAUGGGAUUGAAUGCUUGUGCUAUCGCCUUUUUUGCAUUCAUUCUCGGUGUGCGUUAUGUGAUGGUCACCUUAAGUAACAGCCUGACCCAGAUGGAAAAAGCCAAGCGUAUUUCACACGCCAAAGAACUCGUCUACAGGAAUUUGUUCUUCUUCCUCUUCGUGACGUAUCUGAGCACGUGUUCUAAAACGGCCAAUGUCCUGCCACUCGCCUGCCGACGACUUUGCCGUGACAAAGAAGGGAUAUUAUGUGACGACUACCUCAAAGCUGACUACGGCAUCCGCUGUCACGGAACGAAGUACCACUUACAGCUCAUUGGGGCCUACUUAAAUAUCCUUUACAUAAUCGCCCUCCCAGCCUUCUCCAUCACUGUGCUUUGGAGAGAGCGGGCGCUGAUUAUAGCCCAGAAGGAAGAAAAGAGAUACCAGGAGACCCUUCCUAAUAAAGAGAUCGUCACCGGAUUACGUUUUCUUUAUGAAAAUUACGACACACCGUCUUGGUAUUGGGAAGUAAUUGAGAUGGCUCGCAAGAUCACACUCACUUCCGGUCUGAUUCUGAUUGGACAAGAGAGCAGGGCUUAUGUGGGUGUUACGUGUGUUCUGGCAGGCCUGUAUGGUAUGACGUUUGCCUACAUUGCUCCCAUUCAAGACUACUUCGAGAACAAGCUGAUGGUCACAGCUCUCUCAGUCACGUUCAUAAACCUCGGAAUUGGCGCCGUGAGCAGAAUCCCAUCAGAGAACAGGGAGCCUUUCAAAGAUCCACUCAUGGAUACAAACAUAUUCAAGAUAACCGUUCUAGGAGCGAAUACUUUGGUGGUUGGACAGCUUAUCUGUAAGAUGUCACUUCGGGGGUUGGGGGCACUAAUCGUUGGGAUGAUUUUUAAGCACAUUAGAUUGAAGCCCAGUACCCUGCUAAUUAGCAAUUGAAAUGAUAUAGUUUACCGUGGUACUUCAACUUAAUUAGUCAGCCGGGUAAUUUAGGACGGCGAACGCAGCAGAGGAAACGCAGAUGUGAAAGAGCGUCAAGUGAGCGUGAUGCUUUGCCGGUCACACUCACUCACCCACUUAAGAGGAAUGUAGGUUUUGCCAUGAGAAAAUUUUGAGCAGAACGCGAAAAGAAAAUUAAUAAACAGUAUAGCCUUGUACACCAAAGAAUAAGAGAGAGACCAUGGAAAUAUCUUGUUAGAUAUCAGUGACGAGGCCAUACCUCACGGUCUCGUGAGUGAAAACUCAGACAAUUAGAGACCCUACUCUACCUUCAAGUGUCUAUCAUUUACAUUGCAAUUUUGUUCACUACAAUUGUUGUACAUAUUAAAUCCAUCCUGUUAUUUUUAAUUGUAACUCAGAUGUUCUGUCAGAAGCAACUUAAUCAAGCACAAAUCACCUCCCUAUCUAGGCAGCAAGGCGUCGUUUAGAAGUAAAUGAGAAUUUGGAGGACUAUAUCAACAUAUUUUUUUUUUCUGUUUUAUUCUUACAGGGGAAUACUUUUCGUACGUCUUACGAUUUUUGUUGAAUUGGAUCAAGAAUCCGCACUUUUCGUUCACUUGUUUCCAGUCUCUGCUCCUCCCGGUGAAUGACUUGGGAGAGGACGAUGAAGAGUUGGACGACGAGGGGUAUCAUUUUGAAGACGGCAAGAUGGAGAUAGUAUCCAUCCACCCAGAUCCCAUGCAAAAUAACGACAAAGUACUCAACCCCACAGGGGAGGAAAACAAAGCGUCUUUCUCUAAUCCUAUUUAUGAAGAAAUGAAAGAUGACCCCUAUGCCAUCAUCCCCGUUCCUUUGGACAUGAACCGCAAAAAACCCCGAAACAUGCCUUCUACAGUCAGAUUCAAAGAUGAAGCUGCCAUUUACGAUGAGUUGAAAGAGCAAGAACCUCGUUAUGUCAAUUACUCAGCGCACGGACAUUUCGCCAUUGAUGUCAUCCCCGAGGAAAAUGAAAAUGAAGGGAAAGAGGAGAUCAAAGGAUCCGAAAUCCAGGAUGGAUCCCAAGAGGGCAAAGAGCUGAACGAGCAGGAGGAAGCGAAAGAAGAGGAGGAGGAAGAGGAAGAGGAAGAGGAAAUAGUGGAGAUGUGCGACCAAGAGGUACAGACAGACUUGACAACUCUUGAGAUGGAUGAGGAGACCAUAUAUGAGCUUUUCGGCGAGCCUCAAGAUGAAUCUCUGUAGGUAUCUACCCAAGCCCGAUGACGGGUUUAGAAGGUAAAAAUAAUCCAUUCCUCUUCGCCAAUCAGUCUAAAGCGCACAAUGCAAACUACCAAAGGAUACUGGGGGCUCGCGUGUCUCGCACCCUAGAAUCUACUAUCUCCGCCGUGCUUUAUGCGUAAGUGUUCUUCGCAGCUUGGGGAAAGGAAACGAUUUUUACGGGGGUAUAUUAUGAGUGCAGCCUCUUUUGGUAAGUUGUAUUCACUGUAACCAUGAACUGUCUACAUUUUCUCGUUCAGAAAUAGAGGUUAAUUAAGAAGCUAAUACAAACCUUUGUGCAAAAAUCAUCUGUGUAUCUCACAAUUAUAUAAUCUUUUCGCUUUUAAUCAUAGGUUUGCUGGGUUGCCAGAAGAGCUCCUUUCCGACAAGAAAGGCUCCAUCGACCAGCAGAACGAAGCAGAGGCGGACCUGGAAACAGAAACUACUCUGGAAGCAGAGGAUCAAGACACUUGUCCUAGCGACGAAGAUAAUGAAUUGGCAUCGGAAUCGGAAAUAGGGGAAGAGAACAAGGCGUUCUCUAGCGACUGGUCCAUCAGCCUCGACAGCGAGGAGGUAUCGGUACCGGAAACCUCCCAGUCUGCACCGGAGCCGAAAGUAGUAGGCCGGGAGAACGAGGCGUUCGCGAGCGCCUGGUCCGUCAACCAAAACAACGAAGAGGCAAUGGCGUUGGAAGUGGAAUCUGCACCAGGGUCGGAGCUAGGGAAGGAAAAUUAUACGUUCUCAAGCGCUCUGUAGGAAUUUUCUCCGCCAUAGAAGCGUAUCAUUUAGCAGAAUGUGAAGGCAGCUUUUCUUGACUUUUUUAGGUGUUGAAACAUUUACCUAGUUUAUCGCUUCUCAAAUCAUGAGCGUUUUUCUAGUUGAGCUUUUUGAAGGUUAGAAUCGUUUGCUAGAUUUGCUUAGCCAUUGCAUGUGUCAGGUAAUUUUCUGGCGGUUGUAUACUUUUAUGCCCACAUUAAGGGCUGAUAGAUAGCUAGAUACUGAAUCAGGAAAACAAAACAGUGUUAUUUAAGGAAUGGCGCUCUUCCUUGCUUCUCUCAGUCUCCUCUUGAAGGCGAAGCUUCAUGCAUGUCCAAUGAUUCUCUACGAAAAUGAGUUUUAUUUCGUGGGAGUCAAAUCUCGUUUUAGCCCUCAGAGAUAUUCGUUGCACGAAACCAAAGUUAUUUCGUAAAUGGCCAACAGAUGGAAAAAGAUGUAGUCUCGGGUUUAUUUGAGAUAAAGCCUUUUCUUUGAUUGGACAAAACACUUCAAAGGUCUCUACAUGAUUGAUACACCGAUUAACCGAAAUAACACGAUUGUAUUCCUGUUUCAUAAUAUAAAUCAAUUUUAUCUAACAAUUGUAUACGAAUUCAAGUUCAAUUCAUUAAUUCACCAAACCCAGCCAAGCAAUGAAAAGGAGGAAAAUUUGUAUCUUCUAACUUGAUUGCCAAUGAAACGUUUAUCAUGAAUAUUAUCAUUACUAUAAAUUUCAUAAUUCUGAUUACAUUUAUUCCUAUUAUUAUUAUUAUUAUUGUUACUAUUAUUAUCAUUAUUAUUGCCAUUAUUGCUAUAUCACUGCUAUUAUUUUUUAUUAUUUGGUAAUUGGAGGAAAUGUUUGUUAACCAUUAGCGAGAAUUUCAAAUGCUAACCCACUUUUUAAGUUGUACGAUAUUUACUGUCAGCGGUGUGACCUUCCCUCGUGCACUAUUUUUUAGGCUAGUUUUACUUUUAUAUUCGCCAUAAGAUACCAAUGUUGGAUACAAACAAAAGGAAGAGCCAGGUCUUUUUAUGAUGUACUUAGGAAGUGGCUGGGUUUUUAAACAAUAUGUAGGCACAAGAGAAUACUCUCUCGGUAAGCAUAAUUACUUAAAUAUUUGCAUCGUUUUAGAGGUGGCUCUCUUAUGCAAGCACCAAAAUCGUUUGCGCAGACUCACAAGGAUCUCAUAGCCUUACAUCAGUAGUUUAAAGAGUUGUCUUGUUUUGUUUUUUACUUCCAUUUAUCCACGCGAAUGGAAAACAACAUUUUCUCUCAGUAAUUAUAAAAUCUGGGACAUUCACCGUUUACUUUUCCUCAGUCAACUAUGCAGACAUCAUAACAUUUUCAUUUUGACAUGUUUGAGACAGUUAAAGCAUUUGGUAACUGCAAAACAUAAGAGAGCUAUCUAAAAUACUAUUUAUCACUCGUUUAUCUAGGAGGUUGAUAUUUCAAAGAACUAGAUAAAGAUACUAAAAUUGGUCGUUACUUGGAGUUCUGCCUGCAGUUACAAAAUUUUGUAGACACUUUAAUAGUUUGUGUAAUUUUGGUAAAACGCUGAGGCAGGAAUAAAACUCGAGCAAGGAAUCACGAGACGAGUUUGCGAGGUGGAACCUGUUUUAAUGGCCCACGCGUGAACGUGAGCCGAGCAUGAGACCCAGAGUCGACUGAGAAGUAACCAAUCACAGCUGACUUACACUAAUUCAGUCCUACAACCAAUAAUACAACGGAAAAAACGAACAAUAGGCUCUCAUGAACCAGACCUAUGGCCCUUGAAAAACAAAAUGAUCCUUACUUGAUGCUGUCGAAAUGUCAGAGACACUGUCAUAGUCAACAGUCCCGAGUUCAAAUAAGUUAUUUUUCUAUGAUUGAUAAGUUGUUGUUAUUUUGAAAAAAGUGGUUUCAAUCGAUCUACCUCAAAUCCCACCGAAUUAAUAUAACACUUUUCUCUUUCGAGGCCCUUCGUUUUAAAAUUGACAAAGUUUCGUUUAUGAGUAUCAUCGUUUAUCAAUGUUAUCAAUCUAUCAAUCGAUUAUCGACUUCACGGCUUUCCCAGCUGAACUACCCCAGUCUCCUCUCGAUUCUCGCUCAACGAGAAAAACAUGGCGGACGCCACGGCAACUCACGAAGGUCCAGACGCAGCUAAAGAUACAUCUACUCCCCUGAAUAACGGAUCAGAGGGAACAUUUAAUGGAAGAAUUACAUCCACCAGUCGCCCGUUCAGUUCUCAAGAGCCGUGGAAUAUGCUUUUUUACUGGAUGUCAGCUCAAUAUUAUCAACAAUAUUACUAUCAGCUGUGUUCCUACAUGUACUAUUGGCAAACGCUAGCAUCGCAUCCAAUGUACCAAGGAGCUUUUCAAACCCAAAGUGUCGAUCCACAGACGAGUUUAAAUCAGCAGGGAGCACAGGCCGUUUUUGGUGGACAACAACCUCCAAAUAUUCAGCAAAACCGUACAGCCCCUUGGUUGAAUUUCCAAGCUAGACAACCAGCAGUUAGAACAGGUGGGUUUCGUAUUACACUAAAACUUUAAAUUGGUCACAAAAUGCCGCAUUUUAUUUGUAAGAAUCGAAAAUGCAGAUGAUUUAGUGUAUAAGACGGGCUUCAGUGCGGUAUUUUACGAAUCAGCUUUGUUUGUUGUUAUGCGAUUAUUCGUCUAAUUGUACAUGUACCCUACUCAUUAAAAUAAGUUUCUUUUUCACUUACUUUUUUUUACAAGUACUGUUAGCUUCCUUACAGUCCUCUUGUAGACAGUUACAUUGUAAUGAACAUGUUUCUAGGUACAUUAUUUGUUGUAAGAAGCCAAGGGUAAGUUAAGAUAUACAGAUUUAGAACUAAGGAAAUAAUUUUGAGGGAAGAGAAGAACAAGAUGGCUGAGCUUAACUCUUUAACUCCCAAGAUCUCAUUCUUAAUUCUCUUUACUGUCUGCCAAAUGAUUCUCAUUAUGUUAGUGCGGAGAAUUUCACAUCGGAUCAAUUAGUAAUCAAAUAAUUGAUAUUUUUCUUUAUUCUCAUUACUUGUCUGUAUGAUAUUGUACAGAUAUAGUAAGGAGAAAUUCUGUGUUGGUCACUCAUGGGAGUUAAAGGGUUAACUCAGUCAGGUUUUAAUCAGCAGAAGCCAUAGUGGCCUUACCAUCAGUGUGCUGAACAUUGGGUUAUGAAAUCUGGAUUCCAGGCUUGGUCAGGUCAUUAUGAUGUGUUGUCUUCUUAGGCACAACAAUUCACUCUCUCCCCCCCCCUUUUUUUUCUUUGCUGGUGGGGUGGGGGGGGGGAUUUGAGAUAUCCUGGUUUUCCAUCUAAGGGGAGAACAGAAAUACUCCAGUCACCUCAUGCCAUUGAACCUAUGCCGAGUUUAAGCUAUAUGUUGAGUAAAAGUUCAGAUUUCUCCAACAGUGUUUUGAUUAGAUGAAUGGUCAGUAAUAUAAAAUUAUCCAACCUCUCAGUUACAGAUCUGGUCACUUGAUGACAAAAUUUUUGUAAUUUUGUUUUUUACUCGCAGCUUGUGAAGUUAAGCUCGCCCCUGUUUCUAAGAGGAUCUAUGCAGAAAUACUGGAUUUCAUCUUUCUCUACUUUACAAAGGUCCUUGUGUUCUCAAUAUUUUAGUAAGUACAAAUGACUUAAAUACAAAGUAAAUCUCCACAGUUAAAUAACUGACUUUACCAUGGAAACUUUUUUGAAAUCAUAAUCUCAGAACAGAGUGAACAAGUUGAAGACAUAGCCCCAUGAGAUGGAAGCCUACUAAAAGCUUUUUAACCUCCAUCACCCUAACAUUAGUAUUUAUAAUCUCCAAACUGUUCUCCUUACAUUCCUCAGGGCAAUAAUAAAGAGAAUGUGUUAGAAAAUCAGGAGCUUUUUAAAUUGGAGAUCAUUUCCUUUAUUCUCACAACCUUUACAUUUGAUUUAACCCUUAAACUCCCGUUAGUGACCAAGACAGAAUUUCUCCUUACUAUAUCUAUACAAUAUCAUGUAGAUAAGUGAUGAGAAUAAAGAAAAAUAUCAGUUAUGGGAUUACUAAUUCAUCCCCUACGAAAUUCUCCUAACUAACAUGAUGAUAAUCAUUUGGCAGACAGUAAGGAGAAUUACUAGUGAGAUCUUGGGCAUUAAAGGGUUAAGGGUGAUACUGUAAGGAGAAAUUAGAAGCCAGUCACUUUUUGAAGCAAAGGGUUAAAACAUUGUUAUGAAGGGGGCUUCUAACAGGGUUUCAAUAGGCAAGAGCCUUCAAUAGGUGUAAUAGACAGCUGUGCCGUAAGGCAAUACCCAAGCACAAGAGCCUGCUCGCAGUCUAAACAGAUGGCUGUCAGAGGUUUUACAGGUCAGGGUAGACGGCCAGUCAGUGGCUCCGUAUUGAAACCCUUGGCUAUUUCCAGGAUUUGAAACUUAUGAUCUCUGCCCUAAGUUCUUUGAAAUGCUUUUGAUAUGAUAAUCAUAACAUGGUUUGAGGCUCUGAAAGUGACAUUCACUGAAAUUAUUCAAACAGCUUUCCAGGAUUAAUCCCAACCAAAAGCACAAUCAAAUGUUACACCUAGGCUCAAACCAUAAACAGUAAAAUUGUUGAUUUUUUUUCUUUCAGUGAUGAUUUGGAGAGAUACACACAGUUACAAUACACUUUGAUAACAGAUGAUAAUACAAGUCUGAAAGAUAUUGAGGAACUUCUUAUACAAGCUUUGGUCUACCGAUUAAUAGUGUUUGCUUUUGAGGUAAAUAUUGAAAGAUAAGGAAGAAUUCUAUCAAUAAUUGAUAUGUUUUCCCAUUUUAGUGCUUUUUUCUCCUUCUAAGUCUUCAGUAUUUUGUGGUUUCCCUGAUGCUGAAGUUUACUGAGCACAGAAUGACUCUUAAAGAUGACAUAGCUAUCUUCAAGCAAGCUUAAUUUACAAUUGAAUUAUCUUAGAGUUACAGCAUGUUCAAUGAACAAUAUUUUGGUUCUUCUUAUGUCAAGGUGUUUUUCCUCAUGGGUGGACUACACGGUAGUGUUGGUGGUGCCACACCCGGCAAGUACCUCAUGGGAUUGUCAGUUGUGGCAACAGAGACCAUUACUACUGUGGCUCCUGGUUUUGAUGGUGACCGAGUUAGGAUUGAACCUGGUGGUAACCUGGGACUUCGAAGGUACAUCAUAAAUUAGUAAGGAUUUAUGGAAUAAAUCACCACAGUGGUGCAGGGCUCCAGCUCACCUUUUUGUUACUCUUUCACCCCUAAGAGUGACAAGAACCUGAUAUCUUCCUGCAGCACACCUUCGAAAUCAAACAUCAACCCUUUAACCCCUAAGAGUGACUUAUUAGCAUCUAAUUUCUCUUUACAAUAUCACCCCUCAGUCAUGCAGAAAGGUCAUGAGAAUAAAGAAAAUUAUCAGCAGCCAAAGAAGUUGUUGAUGUAACACAAAUUCUCCUUGUCAGCACCUAAAGGACUGUAUGCAGAACAGUAUGGAGAAUACCUUUACUGAUGUUAGAGUGUAAAGGGUUAAGAUCACAAGGAUAAAGGAAAUGAUAACCUACAAAUUAAAGAAACUCUUGAUUGUUAAACAAGUUCUCCUUGUCUGGCCCUUAAGAAAUUUUUAAGAGAACAGUAUGGAGAAUAUGCAUACUGAUGUUAGGGUGCAAAGGAUUAAACACAAUUUGGUGACCUUAAACUAUAAAAUGUUUACCUAAAGAAAUAUUUUUGUGAGUUAAAAAAAAAAAAAAAAGAAAAAUCAUUUUGUGCAAUAUUAUGUACCAUUGCAAAAUAAUUUUUACCUCACUUAAUCCUUUACUUCCAUGAUCUCAUUAGUAAUUCUCUUUCCUGUUAACCAUACAUUUCUUAUGAUGUUAGUUUGGAGAAUUGGGUACUGAAUUAACUAAUAAUCCCCUUAUUGAUAUUUUUCUGUAUUCUUAUCAUAUGUCUGCUUGAUAUUGUAUGGAUACUGUAAGGAGAAAUUCUUUCUUGGUCACUAAUGGGAGUGACAGAGUUAACAGUGUGUAACUUUAGAACAUUGAUAAUAUAUAGAUUUAGCCAAGCCUAAAAGCAGGGCUCGCAUUUUUUUUUCCCCACACGUCAGGUUGUCUGACUCGGAGCCCAGUGUACUGACCACUGGACUACUGGACAAAGCCAUGGUGUUGGCGUGCCUGCAGUACAGUUGACCACACAUGUUAAAAGUAGCACUUUGUACAGUCAGUUGUAUGGUUGUACGAUCAUAAGUCCAAAUUUUUUCGGCUUGAUGGGUUACUACUACCAUUUUGUAUAAUUAUGGGGCUACGCUCUGUGAGCUCUGCUCCUAAGGAAUGAAAAUGUUACUGGAAGAACUAAGGAAAAAUUUUCAAAUGAAUGGGAUUUUGCCCCAAUAUUUGUUCAUCUGUAAUUAUUAAUUAAUACUUAACAGAUAAAGUGAGCACAAGUUAAUUUAUGCACAAUUUUAUUUUAUUUUUUCACAGAUCAUUUUUAAGAGCCCUUGUGAAGAAUUUCUCCAUGACUUUUCUCUUCCCAGUCUUUUUGACCAUUUUGUUUUUCCAGCACAAUCGCACCAUCUAUGAUGUCAUAGCCAAUUCUACAGUUGUUGUCACCGGUUCACCACAACCUCGACAAGCACAGGAUCGCCAUCAGUGACAGGGUUGAUAUAGUUUUGUGCAAGAUAAUUCAUUAAAGUACAUUGUUAUACCUUGUGUAUUUAAAUACUCUCCACAGUUCCUCUACAUAGUCUUUGCCCACAUGCAAAUACAGAAAAGAACCAUGAAUUUCAUUGAGAUGGAUAUUGAGUAGAAGUGUCAGUUUGAUUUUAUCUUGGACAGGAGCAGUAAGGACAACAUUUGGGUGAAAUAAAGAAGAGUGGGUGCUUGAUAUACAUUUUAAGAUUACUUUCCCUUGUAAGAAAAACAGAAGUGUCUCUUGUUUGCACUUUUCAAGGAAGCUCAGAAGCAUUACUAACAUUACUUUAGGUGAGAAACAAAAUGUAAAAAUAGAAAGUCACAGAAAAAGGUUCUUUGUGGCCUUUCUUUCCUCAAGUUGUAGCAUCAGUGUCUAUACCAGGAAAUUAAGAACAGAACACUUUACCAAUUGAAGAUCAAAGAGCCAAUUGUCCUUCUUAGGUGGUAUUCAUUUGGAGCAAACUUUAAAAAUAACCACCCCUUCAUUGGGGAGUUGUAGCCUUUUACCUUUCAAACAUUUGAAACUGAGUGGACCUCCCUGGUUCAUCUCCUGAGAAAUCAACAGUUGGCCUCAAAAUCAAGUAAGAGGUUAUUCUCAUGACCUUUAUAUUUGAUUGAAGGGUGAUAAAAUAGGGAGAAAUUAGAAGCCAGUCGCUCUUAGACGUUUAAGCAUUUUGAUACUCGGCAUUAGUCUGUUACAAGCUCUCUGCGCAAAGCCCCUUCUUUGACAUUAUUAAUUGACAUUAUUAAUUGACAUUAAGUAUUUGGAAUGUUACUUAGUGUUUUCUGUAACUGUUCUUUUCACUUAAUUAUAACAAAGAGGGUUAGAUGUGAAAAAGGGAUGGAGUAUGUGAGGAGUGCAGGUUUGCAACAAUUGUAAACC
Pocillopora meandrina is the source of this 15749-nucleotide messenger RNA. The record is from the annotation of a GenBank genome assembly. Lineage: Eukaryota; Metazoa; Cnidaria; Anthozoa; Scleractinia; Pocilloporidae.